Merops nubicus (carmine bee-eater) is the source of this 2933-nucleotide messenger RNA. RefSeq names its product connector enhancer of kinase suppressor of Ras 2 (gene CNKSR2). The annotation marks the transcript as partial. Gene Ontology annotation, biological process: regulation of signal transduction. The record is from RefSeq and is a predicted model, not a curated record. Gene Ontology annotation, cellular component: membrane; cytoplasm. NCBI's taxonomy places the organism in Eukaryota, Metazoa, Chordata, Aves, Coraciiformes, Meropidae. The transcript is spliced from 22 exons. Gene Ontology annotation, molecular function: protein binding.
GUCUUGAUGAUUGCCUGCAGCAAUAUAUAAAGAACUUUGAGAGAGAGAAGAUUAGUGGUGACCAGCUACUACGAAUUACUCAUCAAGAACUGGAAGAUCUUGGAGUCACACGAAUUGGCCAUCAGGAGCUUAUCUUGGAAGCAGUAGACUUGCUCUGCGCACUGAACUAUGGUUUGGAAACAGAAAACCUAAAAACCCUUUCUCACAAGCUGAACGCAUCUGCCAAAAACCUACAAAACUUCAUCACUGGGAGGAGGAGGAGUGGUCACUAUGAUGGAAGGACAAGCCGCAAAUUACCAAAUGAUUUUCUGACAUCUGUAGUGGAUCUGAUUGGAGCAGCUAAAAGUCUGCUGGCUUGGUUGGACAGAUCACCUUUUGCUGCUGUCACAGAUUACUCAGUAACAAGAAAUAAUGUCAUACAGCUCUGUCUGGAACUAACAACAAUAGUACAACAGGAUUGCACAGUAUAUGAAACAGAGAAUAAAAUUCUUCAUGUGUGUAAAACUCUCUCUGGUGUCUGUGACCACAUUAUCUCACUCUCUUCUGAUCCACUGGUUUCCCAGUCUGCCCACCUUGAAGUGAUCCAGCUUACAAACAUCAAGCCAAGUGAAGGGCUGGGUAUGUACAUUAAAUCAACAUAUGAUGGUCUCCAUGUAAUUACUGGAACAACAGAAAAUUCACCUGCAGAUCGGUGCAAGAAAAUCCAUGCUGGGGAUGAAGUGAUUCAAGUUAACCACCAAACUGUGGUGGGGUGGCAGUUGAAAAAUUUGGUGAAUGCACUACGAGAGGAUCCGAGUGGUGUUAUCUUAACUUUGAAAAAGCGACCUCAGAGCAUGCUUACCUCAGCACCAGCUUUACUGAAAAAUAUGAGAUGGAAGCCCCUUGCUCUGCAGCCUCUUAUUCCUAGAAGUCCUACAAGCAGUGUUGCUACACCAUCCAGCACUAUCAGCACACCUACAAAAAGAGACAGCUCUGCUCUUCAGGAUCUCUACAUACCCCCACCUCCAACAGAACCCUAUGUUCCAAGGGAUGAAAAGGGGAAUCUCCCCUGUGAUGACAUUGGCAGACAUAUAGUGGGCAAGCCAGUUCAUACAGGAUCCGAGUCGCCAAACUCAUUUCUUGACCAGGAAUAUCGGAAACGCUUUAAUGUGGUUGAAGAAGAUGCAGUUUUAUACUGCUAUGAAUAUGAGAAAGGAAGAACAAGUGGUCCUGGAAGGAGAGAGAGCACACCAACAUACGGGAAACUAAGGCCUAUUUCUAUGCCAGUAGAAUAUAACUGGGUGGGGGAUUAUGAAGACCCCAAUAAAAUAAAAAGAGAUAGUAGGAGAGAAAAUUCAUUGCUUCGCUAUAUGAGCAAUGAGAAAAUAGGUCAAGAAGACUACAUGUUUCAAAGGAAUAGCAAAAAGGAUACUGGGAAAAAGUCCAAAAAGAAGGGAGACAAGAGCAGUAGUCCAAGUCAUUAUUCACUUUUGCCUAGUUUACAAAUGGACUCAUUGAGACAAGAAGUCAUGGGCACACCUGGACCAGAAACUGCUUUGUACCACACAUUCCAGCAGUCUUCUCUACAGCAGAAAAGUAAAAAGAAGAACAAAGCUCCUAUUCCUGGUAAAAGCAAAAGACGGAUCUCAUGUAAAGAUCUUGGUCGAGGGGACUGUGAAGGCUGGCUUUGGAAAAAGAAAGAUGCCAAGAGUUAUUUCUCCCAGAAAUGGAAAAAAUACUGGUUUGUCCUGAAGGAUACAUCUCUAUAUUGGUAUAUCAAUGAAGAGGAUGAAAAAGCAGAAGGAUUCAUCAGCCUACCUGAAUUUAAAAUUGACAGAGCCAGUGAAUGCCGGAAGAAAUAUGCAUUCAAAGCCUGCCAUCCUAAGAUCAAAAGUUUUUAUUUUGCUGCUGAACAUCUAGAUGAUAUGAACAGAUGGCUAAACAGAAUUAAUAUGCUUGCUGCUGGCUAUGCAGAAAGAGAGAGGAUCAAACAAGAGCAAGAUUACUGGAGUGAGAGUGAUAAGGAGGAAGCUGACACUCCAUCAACACCCAAGCAAGACAGCCCACCGCCCCCGUACGACACAUACCCACGGCCUCCUUCAAUGAGCUGCACGAGCCCCUACGUGGAGCCCAAGCACAGCCGGCUCUCCUACACCGAGACGGACCUCAUAGAGACCCCGCUGACCAGCUCGGGACUCCACUACCUGCAGACGCUGCCGCUGGAGGACUCCGUGUUCUCCGAGGCGGCCGUGGUCUCCCCCGAGCACCGGCGGCAGUCGACCUUGCCCACCCAGAAGUGCCACCUGCAAGACCACUACGGCCCGUUCCCCCUUGUGGAGGGUGAGCGGAUGCAAGUGCUGAAUGGGAACGGGGGAAAGCCCCGAAGUUUCACUCUGCCUCGGGACAGCGGCUUCAACCACUGCUGCCAGAGCCUCUCGGUCGGCGCCGCCGAUCACCACGAAGAAGCGCAGCAGAAGGAGGUGGAGGAGGAGGAGGAGGAGGAGGAAGGCAAAGCAGCAGAAGAAAACCAGGAAGAUAAAAUUGAAACUAUAGAGGAAAAAACAGCAGACUCCUUGCAAGAUUUGUACAGAGCCUUGGAGCAGGCCAGCCUGUCUCCGUUAGGAAAACACCGGAUUUCCAGUAAGCUGGAGUAUAAGAAAUCUUUUAUAAAGAGAUGUAGCGAUCCAGUAGUCAAUGAAAAGCUGCACCAGCUGAGAAUUCUGAAAAGCACUUUAAAGGCCAGAGAAGGAGAGGUAGCCAUUAUAGAUAAAGUUUUGGAUAAUCCAGCUUUGACAUCUAGCGACUUUCAAGAAUGGAAACAAAUGUACCUUGAUCUAUUCAUGGACAUCUGUCAAAGCAGCACCCCGAGGGACUCUGUUAAUGGCUCAUCGGAGGUUGACGCACUUAUAGCCUCCUUGGCGCACACUCACUCCUACAUUGAAACACAUGUAUAA